Messenger RNA from Drosophila suzukii, 6924 nucleotides. RefSeq names its product discs large 1 (gene dlg1). Gene Ontology annotation, cellular component: neuromuscular junction; postsynaptic density membrane; basolateral plasma membrane. Gene Ontology annotation, molecular function: kinase binding. Lineage: Eukaryota; Metazoa; Arthropoda; Insecta; Diptera; Drosophilidae. Gene Ontology annotation, biological process: receptor localization to synapse; cell-cell adhesion; receptor clustering. The record is from RefSeq and is a predicted model, not a curated record.
GAGUGCGAUACUUGGGCCCGAAGAGAGGUCUACAUUGCCAAUUGCUGGUCCGCUUAAAAUGGAUUCUGACACGGACUCGGAUCGGGAAAAGAGCAGUGAUCCCAACGAGGGUCUGCUGAGCAGCGAUGACAAGACCUUUCACGACGAUGACGAGCCCGAGGAGGACUCUUCCCCGGCGGACGAUGAGGAGGAGCCGGAAGAAGAGUCUUUGCUGCCGCCGAAGAAAGCGCAGAUUCGAGCAGAAGACCAGCCGCCAUUGGUGGUUCUGGUUCAGUCAUCGGCGGAAGCCAUAGAAGUGCCUGAAGAAAUCGAUGAUAUCCACCGAGCAAUAACCAUUAAAGAUGGUGAUAUAGAGAAGGAACCUCAAAAAGAUUCCCAAGUGGAAAGCGAAAUCGAUCCCGAACCCCUGAAGUGUCCCACUUCCCUACGUGAUAGUGUCCGCGAAUCCGUUGAAUGCUUCUAUUCGGCUCAGGAUCUCUUGGAAUACGGACACUUGUUAUCCUCCACUUCGAUGGUUCGAACGCCGGAUGUGGAAUCCGGUUAUUUUGAGAAGUCCGAAAGCGAUGCCUCGCGAGAUGAGUGGGAGGGUCCAUCGUCCUCUUCCUCGGGUGCAGCUCGAUGCCGCCUGCUGUCCGGAAUUUCUGGACUCUCCGUCUCUCCAUCCAGUCGACAUAGUGCCGAGGGUUUGCGAAUGGAACUGAGUCGUUUCCGCACCAUCAUCGAAACCCUCGAGCGGGAAAGUCUCGAGAAAUCGCAGUCGGAACUGCAGCUAAAGGCGAAACCGAAGGCAAAACCAAAGCCCAAGCAGAGAUCCCAUAUUCUGGAAUCGGCGGGGGAGAGUGGUUCGGAUCAGGGUUCGGAAAAGGGUUCCGAGCGGGGCUUCUGGUCAACGGUUUUUGGACAGGCGGGUCUGGAGAUCAGCCAGGAUGAGGAGGAGCGGAUUGCGGAGAUACAAAGUAAAGCUCAUCGGGCUCUCGAGCUGCUCGAGGAUUAUCAUGCCAGACUUUCUGAGCCGCAGGAUCGGGCGCUGCGUAUUGCAAUCGAACGCGUUAUACGCAUAUUUAAAUCUCGCUUGUUUCAAGCGCUGUUAGAUAUACAAGAAUUCUAUGAAUUGACAUUAUUGGAUGACUCGAAGAGCAUACAGCAAAAGACAGCGGAAACCUUGCAAAUUGCAACCAAAUGGGAGAAGGACGGACAGGCCGUUAAAAUAGCCGAUUUUAUCAAAACUUCAAAUUUAAAUCGCAAUUGCGCCUAUGAGUUUAACAACGACGCCUCAUCCAAUCAAACCAACCAAUCAACACUCAAUCAGAAUCAGAUCGCAAAUAAUGUGAGCGCCCAGGCCCUCAGCAGAACAUUUAAGAGUGAAUUGGAAGAGAUCUUGAAUCAGCGCAUGCGCAUCGAGUCGGAUACGGAAAAUGCAAAGGAGCCACCGGCCGAGCAGCUGCAACAUCAGAAUGCGCAGCAGCCGCAACAGCAGCAGCAACAGCAGUCGCAGGCAGCCAAGUCAAGGAGCGGGUCGCAGACUCUCCAUAAGGCGUCGUCGGGAAAGGUGAACGGCGAUGAUAGCUGGUUAUACGAGGACAUUCAGCUGGAGCGCGGCAACUCCGGAUUGGGAUUCUCCAUUGCCGGCGGCACGGAUAAUCCGCACAUCGGCACCGACACCUCCAUCUACAUCACCAAGCUCAUUUCCGGCGGAGCAGCUGCCGCCGAUGGACGGCUGAGCAUCAACGACAUCAUUGUGUCCGUGAACGAGGUGUCCGUGGUGGAUGUGCCACAUGCCUCCGCCGUGGAUGCUCUGAAGAAGGCCGGCAAUGUGGUCAAACUGCAUGUGAAGCGGAAACGUGGCACGGCCACCACCCCGGCCGCCGGAUCGGCGGCUGGAGAUGCCCGGGAUAGUGCGGCCGGUGGAUCGAAGAUCAUGGAAAUCGAUCUGGUCAAGGGCGGCAAGGGAUUGGGCUUCUCCAUUGCCGGCGGCAUUGGCAACCAGCACAUCCCCGGCGACAAUGGCAUCUAUGUGACCAAGUUGAUGGACGGCGGUGCGGCGCAGGUGGACGGACGUCUGUCCAUCGGGGACAAGCUGAUUGCAGUGCGCACCAACGGGAGCGAAAAGAACCUGGAGAACGUAACGCACGAACUGGCAGUGGCCACGCUGAAGUCGAUCACCGACAAGGUGACGCUGAUCAUUGGGAAGACGCAGCACCUGACAACCAGUGCGUCCGGCGGCGGCGGUGGAGGCCUAUCAGCCGGCCAGCAGUUGUCGCAGUCGCAGUCGCAGUUGGCCACCAGCCAGAGCCAGAGUCAGGUGCAUCAGCAGCAGCAUCCGACGCCGAUGGUCAAUUCGCAGUCGACAGGUGCGCUAAACAGUGUGGGACACACGGUUGUCGAUUCACCACCAACACCACAAGCAGCAGCAGCAGCAAUUGCAUCUGCAUCUGCCACUGCAUCAGUCAUUGCAAGCAACACCACAGUCACCACAGUCACGGCCACAGCCACAGCCACCAACAGUAGCAGCAAGUUGCCGCCAUCGCUUGGCGCUAACAGCAUUAGCAAUAGCAACAGCAAUAACAUCAGCAACAGCAAUAACAUCAACAACAACAACAGUAGCAGCAGCACGACGGCAACUGUUGCAGUUGCAGCUGCAACACCAACAGCAGCAGCAGCAACUCCACCCGCCUCCUUCUAUAACAAUGCUUCCAUGCCCGCCCUGCCUGUCGAAUCCAAUCAAACAAACAACCGAUCCCAAUCACCCCAGCCGCGCCAGCCCGGCUCGCGAUAUGCCUCCACAAAUGUCCUGGCCGCCGUUCCGCCAGGAACUCCGCGCGCAGUCAGCACCGAGGAUAUCACCAGAGAACCGCGCACCAUCACCAUCCAGAAGGGACCCCAGGGCCUGGGCUUCAAUAUCGUUGGCGGCGAGGAUGGCCAGGGCAUCUAUGUGUCCUUCAUCCUGGCCGGCGGUCCUGCAGAUCUUGGCUCCGAGCUGAAGCGCGGCGACCAGCUGCUCAGCGUGAACAAUGUCAACCUCACGCAUGCCACCCACGAGGAGGCGGCCCAGGCGCUCAAGACUUCUGGCGGUGUGGUGACCCUAUUGGCGCAGUACCGCCCAGAGGAGUAUAACCGCUUCGAGGCGCGCAUCCAGGAGCUGAAACAGCAGGCUGCCCUUGGCGCCGGAGGAUCGGGCACACUGCUGCGGACCACGCAGAAGAGAUCGCUGUAUGUGCGCGCCCUGUUCGACUAUGAUCCCAAUCGGGACGAUGGUCUGCCCUCGCGAGGAUUGCCCUUCAAGCACGGCGACAUCCUGCACGUGACCAAUGCCUCCGACGACGAGUGGUGGCAGGCACGACGGGUCCUCGGCGACAAUGAGGACGAGCAGAUCGGUAUUGUGCCGUCGAAGAGGCGUUGGGAGCGCAAGAUGCGGGCUCGGGAUCGCAGCGUCAAGUUCCAGGGACAUGCGGCAGCUAAUAAUAAUCUGGAUAAGCAAUCGACAUUGGAUCGAAAGAAAAAGAAUUUCACAUUCUCGCGCAAAUUUCCGUUUAUGAAGAGUCGCGAUGAGAAGAAUGAAGAUGGCAGCGACCAAGAGCCCAAUGGAGUUGUGAGCAGCACCAGCGAAAUUGACAUCAAUAAUGUCAACAACAAUCAGGCGAAUGAACCGCAACCCUUUAUGCUUUGCUACACACAAGACGAUGCCAAUGCUGAAGGAGGCGAGAUUAUCUACAGGGUGGAGUUACCCGAUAUGGAGCAGAUAACUCUGAUCUACUUGGAGAAUAAUGAUGCUGACUAUCCUUCCGAGGAGAAUGUGUUGUCCUACGAGGCCGUGCAGCGCCUGUCCAUUAACUACACGCGCCCGGUGAUUAUCCUGGGACCGCUAAAGGAUCGCAUCAACGACGACCUAAUAUCGGAGUAUCCCGACAAGUUCGGCUCUUGUGUGCCACACACCACCCGACCCAAGAGGGAGUACGAGGUGGACGGUAGGGACUAUCACUUUGUGUCCUCUCGCGAGCAAAUGGAGCGGGAUAUCCAGAACCAUCUGUUCAUCGAGGCGGGCCAGUAUAACGACAAUCUGUACGGCACCUCGGUGGCCAGUGUGCGCGAGGUGGCGGAGAAGGGCAAGCACUGCAUCCUGGACGUGUCCGGGAAUGCCAUAAAGCGCCUCCAGGUGGCCCAGCUGUAUCCCGUUGCCGUGUUCAUCAAACCCAAGUCGGUGGACUCAGUGAUGGAGAUGAAUCGUCGCAUGACGGAGGAGCAGGCCAAGAAGACUUACGAGCGGGCCAUUAAAAUGGAGCAAGAAUUUGGCGAAUACUUUACGGGCGUUGUCCAGGGCGACACCAUCGAGGAGAUCUACAGCAAAGUGAAAUCUAUGAUUUGGUCCCAGUCGGGACCAACCAUUUGGGUACCUUCCAAGGAAUCUCUAUGACCAACAGCCACCACAACUUGGACACUGCCGCCUCGAGUUCGAUGCCGACCGGUCUCGAGAACAACAACAGGAGCAACUGGAGCAGCAGCAGCAGCAGCAACAAAUCAGCAGCCGCAACAGAGGACGCCGCACUGAUGAUGCAUCACAGUAACAACAGCAACAGCAACAACCACAACAUCAACAACUACUACAACAGCAGCAGCCACAGCAACAACUACAACAACACUACUGACAACGACAGGAAACGGAUACGGAAACGGAACCACGGACCUACAAACUUGACCACACAGACAGUAAAAUUUAUAUUGACGCAGCCGCAGCAGCCAACUUAAUGUAGCAAAUUGUCCAAAGCAAUUUUAUUUGGAUGCACUCAUCGAUGUACGGUCAGGUGAACGUACAAACGUACAUCCCAGCAGCUAGACAAGGACGGAGAGCAAAGCAUUUGGUAUUUGGCAUCGUAGGGAUAUGAGAUGUGAGAUGAGAGAUAUGAGGGUGUUCAAACUGAAGCGGACAAAGGUGUAUAGUUUUUAGUUAGAACAAAGUUGGAUAUAAACAAAAAGAAGCGAAAUAUAAUAUAUAUAUAUAUAUAUAUAUAUAUGUAUACAUAUAUACACACACCACUUAUAUAGACUAAGAUCCGAUUAUAAAAGCAUAGAGUCGAGCGGAUAUGAGGGCUUUAAGGAGUUCGUUAAGCGCUAGAGUGUUGUUUGUUUAUGUUGAUGUUUAUAUACGAGAGCCAAGAGUUAUAGCGAGUUAGUUAUGUUGACGAUAAUGUGUUUUUUGAUAUAUAUUGAUCUAUAUGAAUAUGUAAACAUGCAGGCACAGGCAGGCACCCACCACCCAUGCACACCGAUAUUUUGGGGGUGAUGGUGAUGUAGAUGCACAUUGCGCAUUGCAUGGUGGUUAACUUUAAGUACGACAAUGUUUAGUAGCUGACUACGAAUAAUGACGACGAUGACGGGACGCAGAUGCAGAUGCGAAUGCGAAUGCGGAUGCGGAUGUGAAUGCGGUUACGGUUGCGGAUCUAGCGGAUAGUCAGAGCAUGACGAUAACGAUUUACGAUUACGAUCUAAUGAUAAUGAUAAUAUGUAUUGAUGAAAUAUCGAAGCUAAUAACGAUGAUGAGAGGAUGAAGAACGUUGGUGCAUUUGUUGUUAGAUGUAUGUAAUUUUUCCCACUCGCCUUUGCCUAAAAGCAACACAAACGUAAAACCAAGAAGAACUAUAUAAAAAAAGUGAAUCAAUAAACAUGCGUAUGAUAAAUACUAGAAACUAGCGGAAAAGUUGCAUAUACAACCAUAGACAUUCAUUCACACAUCUACUUACUAUAUAUAUCUGUACCAUUUAGCCUAUAGUCCGCAAGAGAUCGUCGAAUCAAAGUCAUUUUACUAUAUAAAUAUACACAAAACACCCGCAUAAUGUAAACUACGGCAGCAACCGAUUGGAAUGCAAAGAGAUGGAGGAAUGGAAUUUGUUGUCGCGUUGAUUUAAAUCUAUAUAAUGAGUAAAAUAUUGUAUAUUUAACAAUCUAUAAAACAAAUAUAGCAUGUAGAUAAUACACACACACACACACGAACCCAUUCAAGCAUACAUUGAUUACCGAUGCGGUCUAAUUUUAUACACAAACACACACACACAAGACAAAUCGAAUUGCAAAGGCAAAUAAAUAAAUAAAUAAGGAAGCGGAAGCGGAAGUGACGAGGAAGAAGCAGAGCUGGAGAUGAGAUCAACUCAAAUUAGAUAACUAUACAUAUAUUUGCUGAUUAAUUUAUAUAAACCAAUCUACGAUUUAUAGCCAACGCACAGAAAGCAAAACACAUUCGAAAUUUGUUCGAAAAAUUUAGCAAAAUUCAAGUUGAGUGUUAACAUUAUUAUUCAUGCGAAUAUGCAUAUAAAUAUUAUUAUUUUUCUUACUCAGUCCAUCUCUCUUGCUCCCUAUCUUAAACCUUCUUGAGACAUUUUUUUUUAUUAAUUUUUUUGUAUAUUGCAAAAACGUCGACGACGCCACAGCAGCAUCAGCUAUGGAUAUUAUUUCAAAAAUAUAUACACAUAACUAUUAUACAAAUAAAGUAAAAACAAAUUGAUUAUAAUUUUCACAAUGUAUGCGCCGAGAGCAUUGUUAUAUUUAAUAAACAAUCCUAAAAACAAAAAGGACAAACAAUUAAAAACAAAAUAAAAAAACUAUUCGAAUAAUUUCCACUCUAAGCGAAUCAAACAAAAAAAUGAAGCUGAACCCUAAGUGUAAUAAACAAGAUACAAAUCGAAUCUCUUAAUCAAUUUGAUACAUCCAACUAGCAUACGAAAAGCAUUGCAUUAACUAACAUUAAACGACGAGCUGAGGAGUUAACUAUAGAUAACCGCUUAACAGGGUGCGCCCCACGUCUUUUUGGGUAACUAUUCGUAGCAAGUGAUCUUUUUUUUCGCUCAAAAAACAAAAUAUACUACUUAAAUGAAGGGGAAGGCCUUUUUUCCAAGCGGUUCUUCCGAGACACGCCACGCCCCUUUAAAAAAAAAA